Messenger RNA from Coregonus sp. 'balchen', 6899 nucleotides. The record is from the annotation of a GenBank genome assembly. NCBI's taxonomy places the organism in Eukaryota, Metazoa, Chordata, Actinopteri, Salmoniformes, Salmonidae.
AUGAUGGAACCGCCUUCCAAAAAGGAGCUGAUGCCCAUGUCCAAGCGGCCAGAUGAGUGGAAGGACCCCUGGCGCCGGUCCAAAUCCCCCAGGAGACUUCCGGGCAUGUCUGGGUCACCACCGCGGGGCCGCCGGCGACACCGGCCUUCUGGAUCCUCUGUCUCACUGUCCAACUCAUCUAGGUAGCUUUCAAUUCAGCCUUACAUCUACUUUGGUACUCUGCCUUACAUCAACACCUAUUUUCUGCAGUAUUUCAAUCUACUUGAGUGCUAGGUGUUUGUGUGUGUGUGUGUGUGUGUUAAAGAGUGAGGUUAAGUGUGGGUUCUGUUCUGCAGGUCUUCGUCCCGCUCUUCCUCCUACACAGGCUCCGGUUCAUCCCGCUCUCGGUCUCGCUCAGGCUCCUCGUCCUUCAGCUCGUACUCCAGCCACUCAUCCCAGCGCAGCUCCUUCAGCGGCAGCCGCUCCAGGUCCGUCACACACUCUGCCUUCCUGUCUGUCUGUCCACGCACACCACCACCUAACACUGUCUGUUGAAUAGGACACUCAUUCACUGAGUAUAUGGUAACCUUUAAUAACCUAUGGUCUCCCAUAAGAUAGCUGACAGAGAUGACUUAGGGUUGUAUUAAUCUUGGGCUUCUGUUUAUCUCACUGCAGGUCCAGAUCGUUCUCAUCGUCUCCAUCGCCGACCCCUUCAGCACAGAGGAACGCCAAGGAUAAAGUCGAGGACCCACCAGCCCUAGGGCCGAAAGGGUACAGCCAUACCCAUUCAUCCAUAGACAUGCUGUAUAUUCAUCAUACACAACUCACACAGAUAAUUUGUACUUUUCCUUUCAUGGCUCAUGAGUCAAUAGGUACUGAGUCAAUAUUAAUACUUCAAAGUCUUACAUAAUAAUAGGGUAGUUUGCAUUUAAUUUACAUGCUAUAUUGUUCACCUUAGACGUGUAGCUAGCAUGCUUCUGGUAUUAGUCUAUAGUCAAUCAGUCUCUUGAACAAAGCAUGGGUUUUGCCCUCAUUAGUAUGACGUGUGAAUGCUGCACACCAAACAACAAAGCAAUGCACUCUUAUCCUCAAGCGUCCCAUUGAAGCCUGGUACACCUCCCCCUCCUCGUAGGGAGAAGGCUCCCCCCAGGAAGGCUCCCAGCCCACCACUGCCAGGCCAGCCUGGGAAACCCCCCAAACCCACCCCGGAGGGGGGCAAGCCCGCCAACCCCCACGAGGGAGGCCGACCCAUGCCGCCUCGGGAGGGAGGCCGACCCAUGCCGCCUCGGGAGGGGGGCCGACCCAUGCCGCCUCGGGAGGGGGGCCGACCCAUGCCGCCUCGGGAGGGGGGCCGACCCAUGCCGCCUCGGGAGGGGGGCCGACCCAUGCCGCCUCGGGAGGGGGGCCGACCCAUGCCUCCUCGGGAGGGGGGCCGACCCAUGCCGCCUCGGGAGGGGGGCCGACCCAUGCCGCCUCGGGAGGGGGGCCGACCCAUGCCGCCUCGGGAGGGGGGCCGACCCAUGCCUCCUCGGGAGGGGGGCCGACCCAUGCCGCCUCGGGAGGGGGGCCGACCCAUGCCGCCUCGGGAGGGGGGCCGACCCAUGCCGCCUCGGGAGGGGGGCCGACCCAUGCCGCCUCGGGAGGGAAGCAAACCCCUCAACCUGCGGGAGGGCCGACGGAAGGAGAGGCAGCAGCACAACCCACCCAGGAGGUAGGACAGAAGUACACACUUCUACUGGUCAGAGAUGGCCAUCCGUCUAUCACAAGUUCCUCUGUCACAUAUUAACAGAGCCAACCUGAGAGAUCAAGGUUAUCCAAUGAUAUACCAAGUAGGGAUGGGCAUUUGAAAUGAUUUUACUAUUCAAAUGAUAUCAUGACAUUUGUUUGUAUAUUUGGAUAGUUGAAAUGCUGCACACAAAUAAAAUGCUCUUGACCAAUCAAAAUGACGCAAAAACACAUGGCAGAGGUAAACAGCGGACAGACUGCAUUUCCCCGCUAGUUUUGGCUAACAGCAAAAGUGAAAGAGAAGUCUGAUUUUCACCGAUAUUCUGUUACAAAAAGGUUUUCUGGUGAGUGUUUUGCAUUGAUCUGUUUCAGGUCUUGUUGCGCGCCUAUAAUUGCUAUUAAUAUUUUGAAGUGUACCGAUGUCAGGGCAGACUGGAGGGCUAAAUGCGCAGCAGUAGCUCAACGCACUGUUAUAAAAGCUAAAUUGUGUUUUAUUAAAUUAAGAAUUUCAAGUGUCAUGGUACAUCCUUGCAGCUAACAAUGUCACCAAGGAUAAUUAAAAUGUAAUUUAGACAAAGCUUUUUCAUUGUUAAAAUAGGCCUACAAUUAUUUAAUUUUUUUAAAUGAACACUCACUCAAGUAAUCGAACACUUGUUCAAUUAACCGUGCCCAUCCCUAAUACCAAGGUUCAAUGAUUGUUCAAAAUAUGGCCACAAAUCAAGGAGUUUGUAUUUUUUAUUACUAGCUUAUUGCAGUGAACUCUACACUAACUAGAGACUUCACCGGAUCGCAUUUGAAUAUUUUGUAAAUUAAGGUGUUAUCCUUAUUUUCAGGCAGUAUGUCACAGGUAGGCCUAAUACCGGGCGUAUUUGUGAGUGUGUGGGUUUUUUAUUGAACUUGCACGACAAGUAUCCCUCAGCUCACAAUGCCACUUUGUAUGGCAGGUAGAUUUGCAUCAGCAGGACUGUGUGUUGGUGAAAUAACUAUCCUCUGUCUCUGGGUCAGCUGAUGGCCAUGUCUGGGCCUGCAUGGGGAAGAACCCAGGUCUGGUGCUGUGGUCAGGGGAAGGGGAAGGACAGUAAAAGGGUAGGAAAGGACAGCGAGGGGGCGAGCCACUGGCUGUGGUUUCUCUGCCUGCAUGGGUAGAAUGCACUAGGCUCACGCUGUGUGGGUGGCGUGGUUCUCCCUGUGGAAAAUCUAAUGUAAAACCUGUUAACCGGGGGUCCUGCAGCUCUAAAGACUCAUUGUGCUCCCCUGUAAAAUGUUAAUUUAUUGACUUGACUGCAUGUUUAUGUAAGUCAUUUUGUUCAGAAAUGAUUCAUAGUUAAUGGAGCUAAGAUUUGACACUUUUCCUUGACACCUUUUAUUUAGUGGAACAUUAACCAUUACGUAAUUUCAUACCAUGGAUACAUUUUGAAUAAUGUAUGAAUGCUUUUCUUUCAAUCUCUUUUUAGAGUGUUGAUGUGAUUGAAACAUGGAGGGCUGGUGUGAAAAGUAGUAAAGUAAAGAUAUUUGCGCAUUCUAUUAACUUCUGAUGUUUAUGCCCAUCGUUCUAAGAAAUGGUGAUAAGUAAGACGGGUACAAGAUGGAUGUGUGUGCAUCUUAACGGCUGUCAAGAAAUUACGUUAUUUCAAUGGGUGUUUAGAUCACAUUAAAACCAUGUAAUUUAUCACACAGCUCAGCCACAACCUGGCACUACUCAUUAAUUUUAACAAAAUAUUCUGUCACUCAGAGAUUAAUGUGCCGCUGGGAGGUUCCCUUUGCAAGAGGAGUAGGUUGAAGACUGUUGUAGGCUAUUUCCUAGGUUUUCUUCUCAGGUGAACUUGUGUAGUCAGUCACGACGUGACUUGAUGUUAGUGGCGUCAUAUGAACACAGUUAUUGUUCCUGCUCUGAGGGAAAUCUCCCUUAAUCUGUGAUGCACCACUCUACUCCACUGCAGGGACAACAGUUUGUUUUCAGUUAAUGAAUGUGACCUAUAACGCCUUGCCAAGUAUGCAAUUGGACUGAUUAGUUGUUACUGUGAUGUACAAUCUACUAUUAAAAUUAUGAUGAUCUCUUCGUUCACUGAAAUAUGUGCAUCUUUCUCUCUCCCCUCUCUCUCUCUAUUCCCCUGUUGCAGGCGGACAGUCAGUGGCAGUGUGAGUGGCAGUAGUUACUCUGGUUCCAGCUCUCGGUCCAGAUCCCGCUCCUCCUCUGUCUCCAUCUCACGCUCUGGAUCCAAGAAGUCCAGGUAGGAAGAACCGAUCCCACUUCCACUAACUUUCACUACACUGCUUUAAAAGCUGACAAUUUAGAGUAUUUUGCCUCAGAAAUGAUUUAUUGACUCGGUGCCGGUACCCCCUGUAUAUAGCCUCGUUAUUGUUAUUUUAUUGUGUUACUUUAUUUUUUAUUUUACGUUAGUUUAGUUAGUAAAUAUUUUUUUAGCUCCAUUUCUUGAAAUGCAUUGUUGGUUAAGGGCUUGUAAGUAAGCAUUUCACGGUAAGGUCUACACCUGUUGUAUUCGGCGCAUGUGACAAAUAACAUUUGAUUUGAUGCAGGUACCACUUUGAAACUGACAUUUUAUUGAAUCCCUUCUCUCUUCUUGUUUUUCUUUGCUAUUUAUCCACUGGUCAACUACCUAGAAAAUCCAGGUACUAUGUCAAUUUUUAUCUGCCAUCUAUAUUACCCUGGCCUGUACAUCUGCCCCUCUCUUCUUUCAUCUUAACUGUGAUUCAUCUUAACCCCCAUUUUGCCCCACCACCCACUCAUUCACUACCUUCUGUUCUUGUGUGUUUUAAUCAUAAUUUGUCAUCCUUAAAUAAACAUUUUCCCCCACUACAAAUAUCAAUAUUCGGUCAAUAUUUCCUUUAGUAUGAGUUAGUGUGUGUACAGGUUUUUGUGACACAGCACUGAGUCUCUCCCUGUGUCCUGUGUGGUCCCUGUGUAGGUCUCUGAGUGUGAGCAGUGUGUCCUCGGCCUCCUCCAGCAGCAGCUCAGUGAGGAGCGCUGACUCAGAUGACAUGUACGCUGACCUGGCCAGCCCUGUGUCAUCAGCCAGUUCCUGCUCCCCCACCCCCGGACAGCCCCACGCCCGCAAGGAGAGGGGCCCGCCACGGGACAGGGGUCCCAACAAGGACAAAGGUAGCAGCUAGGCUUUUGUCAUAGACUCUGCGAUUCACUCUGGAUUGUAUUGUGGUUGACGUGUCAUCACAGAAUGACAGCAUUUAGUGGUUCUAUGGGUUGUAUGUUAGUGAUGUAUACUGUCUGCUCUCCACAGGGAAGCCCACUAAGAAAGAUGAGCCCCAUCCCCCCAGAGAGGACCGGAGGAAGAUGGAUCCCUCAGGCCUCCCUCACAGAAACACCCACGGCUCCAUGCCCAGGUCUGGGCCUGGCAGCAGGGGACACGGGCCUGGCGGCCACCCCAUGCACCCACCCCACGGUCCCCCCAUGGGACCCCCUGGAGGCUACGGCCAGCACAAAGACAUCAAACUCACGCUUCUCAACAAGGUGACUACUGCUGGAUUUACUGUUGAAAGUAAACUGCUCUCACCUCAACCCAAAUAGACUGGGUUGUGAGUGAUGAGUCUCUGAAUUACUCGUAAGAAUAUGUAGAUUAGUGUUGUCACGAUACUAGUAUCGAGGGAAAUGGUCCUAAUGUUGGAAAAAACUGCCUUAUGUUGCCACCCAGAGUCACAUUUAUUUAUUUUGCAAGCUAUAGCACACAAUAUUUUACAAAAGUAGGUUUUAAAUGACCACAGAGUUCACUCUGCUUCAUGUUUUCUUUUUUUGCCAAGGACAAUCUGGCAUUGUAGUAUCACGAUACUGGUAUCGUGACAACACUAAUUUAGAUAUGAGUGACACUAAUGUCAUUACAGGGUUUAGAGGUCUGAGUAUCUUUGGGGAAGGACAGUUUGAACAGUCAAUGUAAUAAGUGUCUGACUUCCUCAUGCUCUUAUCAGUCAGACUGAAUAACUAGAUGUAGUAAUAUCAAGCCUCUGUAUACCAUACUUUUGGUAUCGCUGAUAUUUUCUCUGGGUAGACUGUGUAUAUACACACAUUAUUUGAAUGCCACCAUUGAACAUUGAGCAAAUGUGAUUUUAUCUCAUUUUAAUGUACUGCAUUUUGCAUUUUUGCUUGUGAACUGUCUGACUAACAAUGUCUCUCUCUCUCACUCUGUAGCAGCAGGCAGAGCGGGGUAACAGGAAGCGAUACAUGCCUUCAGACAAGGACAGGCCUACCUCUCCACUCAGCAAGAGGAUAGCAUUGUCUCCUGAGAGAGGUGAGGGCCUCAAACUGUCCAGAAAACGCCUUAGUCUGACAUGAAUAAUGUGUUCUUCCCAAGGAACUCACACACACACACACACAAAGAUGUGGUUUGGUAUACCAAAUGUGGAAAUCCAACUACCAGAGAAACCUUGCAGUAGGCUGCAUUAUCUGUUCUUCUUAUAUGCUACACAGCCACACUAGAUUAGACUGACCGAGACAAGCUGUCUGUGUUGAACCUAGUCAUUCAUCUGAGGCCACACUUCCCUGCUGUAUGUAAUCAACUUCCCGUCAAUGUCCUGCAGGUCGUGGUGACAGGAGGAUGCCUGGACGGCCCCCACUCUCUCCUAGAAUGGACCGGCCCAGAGGCCAGGGCCCUCGCCCCAUGCCACCACCGGGAGAAAGGUAGGUGCCCUCUGUGCUGCUUCUCAUCCAAGACUACACACACAACCACAACCUACCACCUCUUUGUUGGUGCUGCCCUUCACCACUGCAGUAGUGAUGUCAUUUUAGGAUGUUAGAGUAACCACAAGCCUUUGUUUUGAAUGUGGAACAAGUCACAAAAAUGGAAGCCCCAGAAGUAUAUGAUAUACACCAAUAAUACACAGGGCAUGUGACCAUGAUGUCACUAUUUAUACAUCUACACGUAUCCUCUCUAUCCAGGUACAUUUAUCCACAUGAUAACCGUUGUAAAUUGUCAUAGGCAUGUGGCAUUAAACCCAAACAUGUAAUUUAUCUCUUUAGAAAACGUCCGCUGUCCCCACCACCCAAGUCGUCUGGGAAAGGUCCAGGGGGGUUGUCCUCGGGCUCAGGCAAGCAGCCCCCAGGCGGCCCAGGCUCAGGCUCUGGCAAGCCCAGCAGCACACUGUCCCGCCGUGAGGAGCUGCUGAAACAGCUCAAAGCUGUGGAGGAUGCCAUCGCCCGCAAGAGGGCCAAGAUCCCAGGGAAAUAA